GAGGAAUGAGGAUGACUCCCAAUGCUCUGGAGUCCAUCAGAUGUGGCGUCUCCUCCUGCAGCUGCGCGGGUUUCACACCCAGGAAGGUCCAGCUCAGGUCAUGUGAUCGCUGCGGACACGGCUGGGUGGAACAUGCUUUGGAGCAGUUCCAGGCCCACCCGCCCUCCGGUUCCGGCCCGGUGGAGGUGGCCCUUCCUGGGCUGGUGUUUGACCUGAGCUCCCUGGUGCUGUUUGGCGCUCAGGCCGUUCCGGUCCAGCUGAAGAUCUUGCUGGACCGCCUCUACAGCAUCCUGACUCCAGAGCAGGUGGGUCAGAUUCUGAACAGUCUGGGCUGGAGUUUGGGGGAUUAUGUCCGAGGGUACAUGCUGCAGCAUCCCGGCGGGAAAGUGUUGGAUCGCUGGUCCAUGGCCACGCCCGAGGAAGAGCUGCUGGUUCUGAGGCAGUUCCUGCGGUUUGGAGAGACACGGCCCAUAGUGGAGUUGAUGAUGCUCCAGUACCUGGACGGUGGGAACCUCCUGCCUGAUGAGGAGACCAAGGCUUCUGUGAAAACUGUCCGGUCGGAUAUUCUAACAGAAAAAGGAGCUUCGGUGUUAAACAGGAGCUCACUGAGUGAUGUUCGGAUGGUGGACGGCAACGAUACUUCAGACGACCGUGAAAAUGACCAAUUGGGACAAUCGUUGCUCCUACCUUUCCAUUUUCCACAAUCAGCCAUCUACUGUUCAAACAAGGACAUGGUUCCUUCUGCUAAGUUGCAAAACAUCCUGCCAGACUUUGGCGGGACCAAACCGGUCCAGAAACAUGUCAGUGGCGAUGUCGACUUGGUCCGGAAGAGAUCUGAACGCCAAUCGGCCUCAUCGAAGAAACCCGACCCAGACAAGACCAACCCGUCAUUGCAGCACCAGAACCCCGUCCUUCACCUCGACGAUGUUUUCCUUCAGAAACGACUGCUCCAGCAGGAGAAAACCCUCGCCUCUUCCUUCAACUUUUCGUUUCUACCUUCUUCUUUACUGUAUUCUCCAAUCCCUCACUCUUCUUCCACUCUCCUGCAACGUCAUCAAAAAUCCCAAACUCUUCCCUCCUUCUCUUCCUCUUUCAUCAGACCUCUUCAUUCUUCCUCUCUCCAUCCCCUCACAUCGGCAAGUUCUUCCCUUCAUUCUCUCCCACCGUCCCUUUGCGCGUUUCCUUCCCUCCCCCCUGAAGGAGGUCGGAAGGGGAGGGUCAGCUGUGGCGUUUGUGGGAAAAGCUUCUAUGACAAAGGAACCCUGAAGAUCCACUACAACGCCGUCCACCUGAAGAUCAAGCAUCGCUGCACGGUGACAGGCUGCACCAUGGUCUUCAGCUCCCUGCGCAGCCGCAAUCGACACAGCGCCAACCCAAACCCACGGCUGCACACGGGCAGCAGCAGCAGGGAGGCCCAUCCUUACCGAAACGCAGCGUGUGGACGGGGGGGCAUCCACUCUGAAACACAGAUCUAUGAAGUGAAGACGGAAACACAAACCCUGGUGCCUGCAAACAGGAUGAAGAACAUGCAUGAAGAUUCCUGGCUUCAUGAACCCGCCUCCUCCUCCGCUCCUCCUCCUGUCCCACCAGCUCCAUCCUCAUCCUUUCCUUCCUCCUGCGGCGGUCAGCACUGGUGGCCGUCGAGUCAGUCCUUACCAAAGAAGAAGCCCCGGAAGUCCAGCAUGCCGGUGAAGAUAGAGAGAGAGGCUGGAAGGAGGCAGGAGACACAAGGAGGAGAUCUGAAGAACCUCUGCUGCUCCACCUAAAGCUCAGAAAUGUUUUAUCCAGAAGGAAAAAGACUCGUUUCAAAAGUGUCAAACUUUCUGCUCAUCCACUGUGUUUAUUUGUGAUUAUUAAAUGAUAGUUAAAUGUUAUUACAUGUACAAAACGUUACAAAAACCUACAACAUUUCAGCACAUUAACUAAAUGGUUAUUAUGUAUUUUGUGGAACUCGUGUUUUCAUUAAUGCAGUUUAUUUUCAAGACACCACUUCACAACAAUUGUCAUUUUAAAGCAGUUUACAAAUCAAACCGACACAGUUUAUAUAUAUAUAGAGAAAUAAUGAAUAAAAUCAAACUAAUCCUGUAGUGAGAUUUAAAUCUAAU
Messenger RNA from Fundulus heteroclitus (mummichog), 2105 nucleotides. RefSeq names its product zinc finger protein basonuclin-2-like. Gene Ontology annotation, biological process: regulation of DNA-templated transcription. The transcript has 7 exons. The record is from RefSeq and is a predicted model, not a curated record. NCBI's taxonomy places the organism in Eukaryota, Metazoa, Chordata, Actinopteri, Cyprinodontiformes, Fundulidae. The coding region runs from base 6 to 1766 and encodes 586 amino acids. Gene Ontology annotation, cellular component: nucleus.